Messenger RNA from Bacillus rossius redtenbacheri, 7288 nucleotides. Its product is annotated as E3 ubiquitin-protein ligase TRIM71-like. Bases 156 to 2063 code for a protein of 635 amino acids. Lineage: Eukaryota; Metazoa; Arthropoda; Insecta; Phasmatodea; Bacillidae. The record is from RefSeq and is a predicted model, not a curated record. The transcript is spliced from 3 exons. Gene Ontology annotation, biological process: proteasome-mediated ubiquitin-dependent protein catabolic process; protein polyubiquitination. Gene Ontology annotation, molecular function: protein binding; ubiquitin protein ligase activity.
GGUGGCUCGGCCCAGGCUCCGGCUCUCCCCGGCGGCCAGUAGGAGGGUAGACAGCGCUGGGGCAGGGACCAGCUCCGCGCCGCGUGUGUGUCGGAGCGACACAAGGGAGAGUCCGCAAGGGAGGGGAAGCCUGGCGGCGAGAUGCGUGCACGAGGAUGAGCGCCGGCUUCCUGCACCACAUGGACUCGCCCGGCAACCUGGACGCGGACUCGCCGGGCCUCCUCAUGGCCCCCUCCUCCAACGGCCUGGCGCACUACCUGUCCUCCUCGUCGGCCUCCGCCUCGCCCACGGACCCGGCCGGCGCCUCGCUGCUGGGCGGCGCCGCGGCGCUGUCCUGCUCGUCGCCGGGCUCGUCCAGCUCGCCGCCCGACACCUUCAUCGCCGACCUGCUGCAGGCGAUGGCGCCGCGCGACGACGACCCGCGCCCCGCCGCGCGCGCCCUGGCCGAGGCGGACGCCGGCCUGCGCGCCGUCAGGGACGCCGCGGCGCGCGCGCAGGCGGCGGCGGGCGCCGUCGAGCUGGCGGCGCAGCUGGCGGCGGGCGGCGUGCACGCCUUCACGCAGCGCGUCGUCGGCGCGGCGCAGAAGCGCGAGCUCGAGCUGCUCGCCCAGGUCGAGAAGGUGCGGGCCAUGAAGAGCCAGGAGCUGUUGGCACAGAGGGACAGGCUACACCGCCUGCUGGUGCAGCUGGCCAGCUCCCGGGACGCCCUGCAGAAGGAGGUGAAGUUCGGCAGCGGCGUGGAUGUGCUGUAUGCGCUUGAGCGCGUGUCCAGGGAUCUGGACCGCCUGCCCCCGCUCCUGCAGCCUGCCGAGGACGACAAGAUGGCAUUCCUGGAGCCGGAUGCAGGCUUGCUGCGUGCUCUGAGCACAGCCGGCCAGGUGCGCAGCUCUGCCAGUGCCGCGCACAGCUUCGCUGCGGGGGAAGGCCUCGUGCGGGCGCUCAGGGGCCGGGUUGCCGCCUUCGCCGUGCAUGCCAAGGACCACCUGGGGGAGCCACGGGCACGCGGCUCGGACCACGUGGUGACGACGGUGGCCGGGCCCGGCCGCUCUGGCUCGUGCUACGCGGACGUCGUGGACCACGAGGACGGCACUUACGGCGUGAGUUACCGGCCUCUGGUCGAGGGCCUGCACACCGUCCACGUGACCAUCCGUGGCCGGCCCAUCCUUGGCAGCCCGUUCCACGUGCGCGUCCACACGCCACGCGACUACGCCAACGUAGGCAAGCCCGUGCUGGUGUUCGGCGAGGAGGGGGAGGAGGACGGGCAGUUGCUGCGACCCUGGGGGGUUUGCUGCGACCGCUCGGGGAACAUAGUCGUCGCAGACCGCAGCAACAACCGCAUCCAGGUGUUCGGCCAGGAUGGCAGGUUCCUGUUCAAGUUCGGUUGCAAGGGCUCUGAGCCGGGGCAGUUCGACCGGCCCGCCGGCGUCACGACGGACACCCAGGGUCACAUCGUGGUCGUCGACAAGGAUAACCACAGGGUGCAGGUGUUUGGCCCCGCUGGCAAGUUCCUGUUCAAGUUUGGGGAGAGGGGGUACCAGAACGGGCAGUUCAACUACCCGUGGGAUGUAGCGGUGAAUGCGGAGGGGCUGAUGGUGGUCUCGGACACACGUAACCACCGCAUCCAGCUCUUCACUUCCAAGGGCCUUUUCCUCAACAAGUUUGGAUUUGAGCAGCAGCCCAUGUGGAGGCACUUUGACUCCCCGAGAGGUGUAUGCUUCAACCACAACGGGGACAUCACCAUCACGGACUUCAACAACCACCGGCUGGUCACCAUAGACACCAAGUUCCGUCACAAUGCGUGCUUCUUGGGUGCUCCGGGCUCGGGCCAGAAGCAGUUCUGCCGCCCCCAGGGCGUUGUUGUCGACGACGAAGGCCACAUCAUCGUGGCGGACUCGCGAAACAACCGCAUCCAGAUAUUCGAGGCCAAUGGGAGCUUCUUGCACGAGUUUGGCUCUGGAGGACAAAAACCAGGAGAAUUGGAGACGCCGAGUGGGUUGUGUCUGUCACCUGAUGGUAAGAUCAUCGUCGUUGAUUUUGGGAACAACAGGGUCCAGGUAUUUUAAGUUUUUUUUUAUACUAUACAUGUGAUCAUUUUUACUAUUAUGUGUAACUAUUUUAAGUAGAUUUUACUAAAACAAUCAAAACACUCAAUUUUUUUGUUUAUUGACUUGCUCUAAAGUAAGAGGGUGAACAAAAAUUUUUCAUCAAACUGUUUUAAUCCAGUUUGAUGAACAUGACUGAGAGUAAAUUUAGAAAACAUUCUUUAAUGGGCAGACAGGAAAAAUGUUCACAUUAUGUGUGUGGAUGCAAGUAAUAUGAGAACUGCUUCAUGACUAAUAUGUCUCUUCAGGAAUCUGUACAUAAUGUAAAAAAAUAUCUUGUGCAUCACAUAUUUGAUAUGUCAAACCAAUAUUUUAUUUACAUUGCUGCGAAACUUUUCUGGCCGUCAAUCCAAGCCAGCUACUAUAAAACAGAAUUUGUAACCGAAAUUUAUAUUGUCGUGUAAAAUGGAAAAUCGUGACACAUUCAUCUUGUCUGCAUGUGAAGACUGAAUGGAGAUUAGUGUGGAACAUUUGAAGGUUAAAAGUAAAGAUGUGCAGAUAUGCCUAAAAGACUGUCUUCUGUAUUCAGCAUAGGCCUAUAGGAACAUAAGACUGAGCAUGCCAAAAACUACAUACUGCUGAUGUUUAUUUGGCAUUUAUGUACAUACUCAGUUCACACAGUAGCUAUUUUAAAAUAUAUAUUUUAUUGUCAACUAGUUUAUAGCCUCAAUUACACAGUAGUCAAGUUCCUUUGUAAUGCAAAAUAAAAAAGAUAAAUUACAAACCUAAUUCUCUGAGAUGAUGUCUGCAAACUAUUUGAUAAAUUAGUCUAGGUUGCUGUUACGGUUUUCUUUUACAUUGUGCUUACAAAAAUUGCUGUUUAACUACAAUGUUAUUUCCUUCUUUGUUUAAAAAUAAUAUGCAAUUUAAAUAAUGAUGUCUAGGUGAAUGCUAUUGUUCUAUAUUUAGUUGACUGAACAUUUAUUUAUAAUAUUUAAUGGCCUUUGCUCUUAUGUUAUUGUAUAUGAUGAUAUGAGGUAGUUAAUGAGUAACUUUUAACCAUCAAUUUUUUUUUUAAAUACACUGUUUUGUUUUCAAAACUGGGCCACAAUCAACAUUAACAUUUACUCGUGAUAGUUAAUGGAGAUAAGCGCACAAUACGAAACAAGACAAGGGCAUGAGUAGAAAGGACCUACACUUAACCCCAUUAUUUUUUUUAUAAUAUUUUAGUUUGUUUUGAAUUAAUUGCUACUGUUGUUGGCAUUCUGUAAUCUAAAGAGAAAAAGUGGUGGUGGGGGGGGGGGGGGGGGGGGGGGGGUAAUUUACAAAAUAAGUCAUUGUGGGAUAUCAAAAUUACAUGCUGAAGUAAAUAUAAUUAACCCCAUAGUGUGAACAUAAAAAGAAGUAUUGGGCACAAUCUAGUCAAUAGAUGGUUAUUCUCAUUUAUUUAAUAAAGUCCUCAAAUGACAAUGUAGUUAAUAAGAAUUGCUGAAAACAUAACUAGGUUUUUGUAAAAAAAAAAAAAAACAGUAUACAUUAAGCAGGAGUUAAAACUUACAGCAAGCUGUACUCUAUACUAAAACUGUGCUUUUGUAAAUGCUUACUACAGUGUACGAUUGUAACUAGUUAAAAAAAAAUACAUGAAGUUAAACUGUUAUGUUAUGUGUAAUACUGUGUUGUACUUGUGAAAUGCUUAUGUUGAUUGUGUCCGGGAUUUUAGUCUACCUCUCUCUAGUAAUUUAGGGUGCGCUGUAGUGUACUUCAGUAUCCUGUAGAUUAAAUAAUUCUAAUAUUUGAUUUCUACUCUUGAGCAAGUAAAUAAUAAAUAUUGGCAAGCAUUAGUAGGUAAUAGUCAAAGGUCACACGUAACAUAAAUAUUAUCAAUUUCUUAAUAGUUGUUCUACAUGGAGUAACAUAACCAUUUUUGCUUUUAUUUCCGCAGAGAGUUAAAGAUUAGGACAUAGCAUUUGGGAGCAUGUUAAUGUGAAGGCAAUUAUUUGAAAUAACCCACAUUGUAUGGUGAUUGUGCUAGAAAUUUCAACAUGAUAUUGUUCUUGUGUAAGAUGCUUUGAAUAUCCUUUAUUAUUUGUUAAUGACAUUAAUUCACUUCAGUAAGAGGGGUGUAGUUGUCAAUGUGCCAUUUAAUACAUCAGAAUUAUGUAUUUCAAAACUUCGUUCUUGAUAUGUGAACUGUGGUUAUGUAUGCAUACUGACAUCAGAGUUACACCAACUUUGCAACAUUGUACAUACCAGAACUGUUUUUGUGCAGUGUUUCUUUCAACAAUUCGGGGAGCGGUUGGGGCAGGGAGUAAAUAAGUGGUAUAAAUGUUUUUCUGAGAAAUAUAAUUGUUUAGUUUUGAUACAUAUUAAUAUAUAUUAUAUUAUAGGUAUAAGGGAAGGUGCAAAGAGCACACCUGGUGUCAAAGGAAUCUAAGUGACUUUUAAGAAAAGUCAUUUUCAUUUUGACAAUAUUAUAAGCAAUGGCCUAAGGCUGUGUGGUUUGCAUCCUUAGGGAGACUGAUUUUGAAACUGAUGUUUAAGAGAAAGGAAAGGCAGUUCCAGUGCAAAAUGGACAGUAACUCAAUACUUUCACAGGCUGAUAUUUGUGUUCCUGACCAUUUUUUCAUGUAAUUUAAGUAAAGCAAUUAUUAUGGUUGUGUGGUGCAGUAUUCUGUGUAAUGUACAGGGCAGUUAUGUAGUGAGAAAUACGCUACAGAAUAAUACUGGAAAGCUUCAAGAUUUUUGCAUGAAAACCGAGUGUCAUCACACAAGUUCAAUAGAUAGCACUAGAUAUGUCCAGUACCAACUUUGUCACCUGAAAGUAUAAUCUUAUUAAGGUAAUUCUUUACAAAAUAUUAUUGCAGGUGUUUCACCUUGCUGUUAGGUUAUUCCCCCCCCCCCCCCCAAUUGUCCCUUGUAUUAAAAAUUCAUAGCUAUGUGGUGUUGAUCUUAAAAUAUUUACUUUUCUGUGAUUAUUUGGUCAUUUUUAUUCUUAGUUUUUAUCAAAUUAAAAUUUUUAAAUGAAACCUCGCAAAACUAGCAAAAAUAACCAAAAAAAAGAUUGAUGUAACAAAAACAUUUUAAAAAUUUCUUCCAAAAAAAAAUUAAAAAAAAAAAAAACCCUUGAUAAAUCUAGUGUAAAAAAAGUAACAUCUAGAAUCAGUGUUAAAUGGCUGCAUAAUAUUUUCUUUUUCUAGUUAAAACUAUUCCAGACAAUUCAAAUACAAUGUACUUAGGUCAAUUUAUGUUGAAAUCAGGACUAGCAUGUAGAGUGCAUACACAUAUGUAUGUACAUACAAACACAUGUUUACUUACUUGUCAUAUGGUUUCCCAGCAUCUAGGGAAGCUAUGAGUAACAAUACAAUUGGCAGAAGCUAACAGUUCACAGUUAGCAGUGACCUCUGGUACAAUGACAGUAUCCUAACUUUCAGUCAGUUUGUUUUAUUACUGUUCAAUGUGACACAGGCAAAAGAGCGUUCUUGGAUUUUGCUGUGUGCAUAAUGUCUUCCCCUACCAUUAUAAAGCAGGCAAACCAAACCUUGUGCUUGAGUUUGUUUCGGAAGAGUGGCUGCGUAGCUAUAGAAUUUCAAUUGAUCACUUGCUUGGUCACUUUUUCAUAUCCCAGCAUUUUGAAAUUGGUUAUCGGGAUCAAUAAUUGAAGCCAAUAAAAAAUAGUAUGUUUGCCAAGUUUUCUUUAAAAUUUAGUUUACUUUUAAUAAAUGUUGAAUUAGUUGUUUACCCAGGAUACUUGUACAAGUGACUUUCCAAAUCUCAUAAAUUUAAAUAGGUACCUUUGUAAGGGCAUGGUUGAAGAACCUAUGAUAAUGAUAAGCAGAGUCCAUUUUAUGGUGUACCUAGUCAUUUUUAAUAGCACCGAGUACGGAAGAGCUCCAGAACUCAUCUUGCAUAUGCAGGGCUGUCGAGAGAAGUUAAGGGCCUGAGUGCAAAUAAGUUUGUCGGACUACCUCUCUAUUACUAAGUACUCAACUCUGCAAACCCCUUGUAUUUAAAAAAAAAAAAUAUAUAUCAAAAGACUGCUAACCCCUUGUAUUAAAAAAAAAAUAAUCAAAAGACUGCAAACCUUUAAGAGAUUAUAGUACUGUAUAGAUAGAACAACACCAAGUGUUUUUUAAAUUUCUCUCAAUAAAACCUCAUUUUCAUCCCUGUAUGACUUUUCAAAAAUUAUGAUGAAAUUUAAAUUUUUAAAACUUAACAAUUUGUGUGUACCAAACAACUUAAAAUAUAACAUAUUUAAUAUUGACCAACCUAAAAAACAAUAAUCAUUCGAAAUUAGUUUUUCAUGCUUUCACAUUAGCAAACAUUUCAAAGCAAGUCUUGAUUCAAUGCAUAAUGUUCCUAGAUCAGCAAGUUUUUGUUUAUCCAUUGUUGUUCUCUGGCAAUUCUUUAUUCUGCUAAGCACACUGAAAGAUUUUUCUGCUUGAGCAACAGAAACUGAAAGUACACAGAUUGUGUGCAGUGCAACACACAUAUUGGGAAAUAAAUUAGCAAUAUUGUUUCUGUUAAUUUGUUGAGCAUUUGUACAGCAGGCUGCAGAGUAGAUUUAAAAACUAUUAAGACUUGUGAAUUAUUUGAAGAUAGUACUAGACUUCUUCUGUUAAGUCUUGCAUGUGUCACGUAACAAAUAUUUUUUAAGCUACCCUAUUUAUUAUCUGCAUGUUCAGUGAUACACACCACUGUUUCUUGCAUGAGAUUUUGAAUCUAUGAUAUAUUCCAAGCAAACUGGAGACAACUGGAUCCAAAAAAAUUACACAUACACAUGGAGGGUAAAUAAAGGAGCGUAAGUAAAUCUGAGUUACUGGCUGCAGUAGAAGCUGUCCUGCUUAUUAUCUUGGAUAACAUCUCCCUCACAUAACAUUCACCUAUCCUGGCCAGCAGAUUUUUCAUUGCCUUAUCAGGUAUUUAACUUUCUUCUGUCAAGCGAUACCAAGCUGCCGCCUCUAAGAUGCAACAAAAUAUUUUGAUAGAUAUAUUUUUUUGUCUCUCCUUUUAGUCUGUUAUCACAUUUUUCUUCCAGGCAGACUUGUUUGUAUAAAGUUACCGUGGCCAAGAUUGUAAAUGUGAUACGAACAAAUUGCUUAACUUGAGGUUUCCAGACUUGUAAUUUUUGUCUUGCUAUCAAAGUAAAUUUAAGCGUUUCAAAGUCUUGAAAUGAAACAGGGCCCCUCUGUUUUCUGGGCCCCUCUGUUUUCUGGGCCCCCCUGGUGGCCGGGCCCCGGGGAUUUGCC